AGGGACCAGGAGGGGAGGGUGGGCGGAAGGAAGAGCCGGCCUCCAGGUGACGCGGACCCGGCCUCCAGAGUAGGGGUGGCCCUUUGUCAGACAGCGUCACCCCCAAGCCCCACCACCCCAUUCCACGUCCUUAGAGGGAAGACCCCGAUUCUAAGAAGCAGCCGAGCCCCAGGGUGGGCCUGGAGCCACCCCCCUGGCCGGUGGCACCCAGCAUCCCAGGCCCGGGAGCAGAGCAGCCGCCAUGCACAUCCCCGAAAGCCUGCAGGACCUGGCAGACAGCGAGGCCGUGCAGUUCCUGAAGAAGCCCAAGACCAUCACGCGCAUCUGCGCAGGGAUCUUUGCCCUCAUCAUCUUCUCCUCCCUGCUGACCGACGGCUACCAGAACAAGACUGACUCAUCGCAGCUCCACUGCGUCCUCAACAGCAACAACACGGCCUGCAGCUUCUCCGUGGGGGCCGGCCUCCUGGCCUUCCUCUGCUGCCUGGCCUUCCUCGUCCUGGACGCCCACGAGAGCCGCAUCGCCAGCACCCACUUCAAGUCGGCCUUCCAGCUCCUGGACUUCAUCCUGGCUGUCCUCUGGACAGCCGUCUGGUUCGUGGGUUUCUGCUUCCUGGCCAACCAGUGGCAGCAUUCGCCACCCAAACAUUUCCUCCUGGGGAGCAGCAGCGCCAAGGUGGCCGUCACCUUCGCUUUCUUCUCCAUCCUCAUCUGGAUAUUCCAGGCCUACCUGGCCCUCCAGGACCUCCAAAAUGACGCUCCGGUCCCCUACAAGCGCUCCCUGGAUGAGCGCGGCAUGGUGCUGACCUCCCUCUCCCCACCCUCUGCCGCCAGCCCUGUCAACACGCCCAGCCCGGACCCCCACAACCUGAGUUAUACAGGCUCCAGCCUGUCCCCCUAUCUGAGCACCCCAAAGGUCCCUCGCCUCGCUAUGAUGCCCGACGACUAGGCAUCCUCAUCCACAGCAGUAAAGACAUAAUCCUCCCUCCAGAAGGGUUUCUGAGAACAGC
This is a messenger RNA of Equus caballus (horse), 1007 nucleotides long. It is a transcript of the gene SYNGR4, whose product is annotated as synaptogyrin 4. Gene Ontology annotation, cellular component: synaptic vesicle membrane; neuromuscular junction. The record is from RefSeq and is a predicted model, not a curated record. Lineage: Eukaryota; Metazoa; Chordata; Mammalia; Perissodactyla; Equidae.